Molecule: messenger RNA, 297 nt
Organism: Helianthus annuus (common sunflower)
Lineage: Eukaryota; Viridiplantae; Streptophyta; Magnoliopsida; Asterales; Asteraceae
Product: procyclic form-specific polypeptide B-alpha-like
Exons: 1
Coding region: 1-297 (98 amino acids)
Source: RefSeq, a predicted model, not a curated record
AUGGGAGACGCUCAGGUAGAUAGGGAAAGGCUGGACUCGCAUGGUAAUAGGAUUAAUAUGUUGCAUUGGAGGGUUCAUCAGUUGGAAGAGGCCCAAGAGCAAAUGCCACCUGCACCUGCACCCAAGCCAGCCCCAGCCCCGGCACCCCCCGAGCCGGAAGAAGAGUCUGAUGAAGAACCGGAAGAGGUUCCAGAGGAAGAGCCAGAAGAGGAGGAAGAAGAGCCGGAAGAGGUCCCGGAGAGUGAUGGAGACGAUGACGAUGGUGAUGACCUCGGGGAUGGAGACUUGGACGACUGA